GUUAACGGUUGGUGGUGGCGGUUGGCGCCUUCCCCUCCCCCUCCUCUCUACCCAUACUUUAAAAAACUAGCUGCAGGCUCCGAUCGCCACUUACUGGCUACAAAAAAGUUUUUUUUUCAUUUCCCCUCCCCCCUGACUAUCCCGACGGUAUGGCCGGCAAGUUACCUCCUUGUGUGAUUGACUGCGGGACAGGAUAUACAAAGCUUGGCUAUGCAGGUAACACUGAACCACAGUUCAUCAUACCUUCAUGUAUAGCCAUUAAAGAAUCAACCAAGAUAGGUGACCAUGCGCAGCGAAGAUUGGUGAGGGGAGUGGAUGACCUAGACUUUUACAUUGGUGAUGAAACUGUAGAUAAACCAACGUAUACCACAAAGUGGCCUAUUCGACAUGGAAUAGUUGAAGACUGGGAUCUAAUGGAGAGAUUUAUGGAACAUGUGAUAUUCAAGUAUCUCCGAGCAGAACCUGAAGAUCAUCACUUUUUAAUGACAGAACCACCACUCAAUACACCAGAAAAUCGAGAGUACCUUGCAGAGAUCAUGUUCGAAUCCUUUAAUGUCCCAGGUCUUUACAUUGCAGUCCAGGCUGUGCUAGCCUUAGCUGCUUCCUGGACAUCACGGCAGGUUGGAGAACGCACAUUAACAGGCAUAGUGAUAGACAGUGGAGAUGGAGUAACCCAUUGUAUUCCAGUGGCUGAAGGUUACGUCAUUGGAAGCUGUAUUAAACACAUCCCAGUUGCAGGUCGGGAUAUUACAUUUUUUAUUCAACAGCUCUUGAGAGAAAGGGAAAUUGGAAUACCACCUGAACAAUCCUUGGAGACUGCCAAGAUGAUCAAGGAGAGAUAUUGUUACAUCUGCCCUGAUAUAGUAAAGGAAUUCACUAAAUACGACAUGAAUCCUGGGAAGUGGAUCAAGCCGUAUAUUGGUAUCAAUGCUAUCAGCAAACGACAAUUUGCUGUUGAAGUGGGCUAUGAAAGGUUUCUGGGACCUGAAAUUUUCUUCCAUCCAGAGUUUGCAAAUCCGGACUUUAUGCAACCUAUUUCAGAUAUUGUUGAUGAAGUAAUACAAAACUGUCCAAUUGAUGUUAGACGUCCAUUGUAUAAGAACAUUGUUCUUUCUGGAGGUUCAACAAUGUUUCGUGAUUUUGGGCGUCGUUUACAGCGAGAUCUGAAAAGAGUAGUGGACGCAAGAUUGAAAAUUAGUGAACAGCUUAGCGCUGGUCGAAUAAAGCCUAAACCAGUUGAGGUCCAGGUGAUAACCCACCAUAUGCAGCGAUAUGCAGUUUGGUUCGGCGGCUCCAUGCUUGCAUCAACACCUGAGUUUUACCAAGUAUGCCACACAAAAAAGGAUUAUGAAGAAUUUGGUCCUAGUAUUUGUCGUCACAACCCAGUUUUUGGCGUCAUGUCAUAAUGGCAGCUAUGAGUUACUGCAGCUUAGGAAUUGAAAGUCCUGCUACAGAACAGGA
Molecule: messenger RNA, 1461 nt
Organism: Hemiscyllium ocellatum (epaulette shark)
Lineage: Eukaryota; Metazoa; Chordata; Chondrichthyes; Orectolobiformes; Hemiscylliidae
Product: actin-related protein 3B-like
Exons: 12
Coding region: 150-1406 (418 amino acids)
Cellular component (GO): actin cortical patch
Molecular function (GO): actin filament binding
Source: RefSeq, a predicted model, not a curated record